AUGGACGUGACUACACAUCCUGAUCUAGUGAUUGAUACGUACACACCACAUUUCUCAUGGAGAUUGGCUGAUGAAUAUGAUGAUGAUGGCCGUUUGAUCAGAGGAGUGCAACAAGUGGGUUAUCAUAUUCUCGUUCACGAUAUUGUUACUGGUCAACUCAUGUGGAAUAGUGAAUACGUGCACUCUUCAUCAUCCACACAGAUCCUCUAUGUAGGUGCACGAUUCACUUCGGACACACGCUACACAGUCACCAUUCGAUAUUUCACAGCACAACGAGAAAGUGAAUGGUACACAGCAUAUUUUCGAACUGCACUCUUUUUAGUCACGGAUUGGACAGGAGACUGGAUUGGCAGCAAUAAUAUCAAUAUGAAUCAAUUACGCAGAGUCACCAGUAUCAAACAGACCAGUAUUCGUUCGGCUACAGCUUAUAUCAGUGGCAUUGGUUAUUAUCAGUUGUAUAUUGAAGGAGCAUUGAUUGACCAGACGCGACGCUUAGAUGUUGGCUGGACUACCUAUCAACAACGUACACUCUAUACUUCGUAUGAUUUGACUGAUGUAUUUAAUACCAGCACUGGCCUUAUCGGUAUCGGUAUUGUUUUGGGACAAGGCUGGUACAAUCGGCAACAAUGGGCCAUCGGUCUCGGCGCACGCACUGAACUUGCCGAACAAUACGGUCCGCCUCGUGUGCUAAUGCAAUUGAACAUUGCUUACACAGACGGCACCAGUCAAUCCAUUGUUACUGACUCGUCAUGGUUAGGCAGAGAAGGUGAACAUCGUUAUGAUUCUGUUUACAUGGGCACGAUGAUGGAUUUACGAGCAACACGUUCUUGUUGGUCAUGUGCUAGUUUCACCGAUCCCUAUUCACUAUGGAUCAAUGCUUCUGUCCUCCCAUCUCCAGUGAAUUUUACAGCCGGCGGUCAGUUCUCUCUUCAAACGAUGAAUCCUAUCCGAAUUGGUCCCAACGCACUGCAUAUUGCUACUUCAGACCGCUCAGGACUCGUUGCUGGAGUUAACGGUGCUAGUCUUACGACUGGUGGUGUGCUCAAGCCCAUUUCUCAGGACUACGUCAAUGGACAAGUGUUCGAUCUUGGUCAGAACUUUGCCGGCUGGUGUAAACUGUCUUCUCUGAAGGCUGCUAAAUCCACCAUCAUCCAAUUGCGUUAUGCAGAAUUGCGUUACUCACGCGGUCAGAAUGGUAUUGAUUUUCGAGGAUUAUACUAUGAAAAUUUACAGAGUAUUGCCGUUAUGGAUACGGUGAUUUUGAAUGGAACAGGGAAUGAAACAUUUGAGCCCUUGUUUACUUAUCAUGGUUUUCGAUAUCUACUAGUCAAUGGUUAUGAUAACAUCUGCAAAGAUGACAUCGAAUGUUACAAUGCACAUAGUGAGACAACAUUAAUCGGAAAUUUUACUAGUAGUAGCGCUGUACUCAAUCAAAUUCAGCACAAUAUUUUAUGGUCACAAUUGAGUAAUUCCAUGUCUCUACCUACGGACUGUCCUCAACGAAAUGAACGACGCGGAUGGAUGGGUGAUGCUGGACUUAGCAUCGACGAAGUACUCUAUAAUUUCGAUUAUGUGGCUUUCUAUCUGAAUUUUCUGACUAUGAUCGCUGACAAUCAAGGAUCAGAUGGUGCCGUAAGUGACACAGUACCAUUCACGGUGGGCACUAGUCCCGCCGAUCCGAACUGGGGUUCGGCAUACGCGAUCAUCACUUGGUACUUGUAUGAUCAUACCGGUGAUAUCACCAUCAUCGAAAAAUAUUACAACGGUAUUCAAGCAUGGAUUGAUUGUUUGACUGGUCUAUACGAGAAAUCAGGAUUAGCCCACAUGUACUCUAAUUAUGGUGAUUGGGCAGCAGUUCAACAGACACGAAACGCUUCGCUUGUAUCUUCCUAUGGUUUUCUUAGCAAUGUGUACACAUUCAUCAAUAUGAGCCAAAUUUUAAACCAUACUGAUAAUGUUGAAAAGUACACAAAAUUGUAUCAGCAGUUGACCGACGAAUUCCAUCAUGUCUUCUACAAUACUACUAUCAGUGGAUAUGCAGACGGGAGCCAAACAGCAAAUAUACUUGCACUUGCUUUGCACGAUGUCGUACCAGCAUCGCUUCGAGCCACUGUGCUCAAUUCACUGGUCAGCAACAUUCUCACGAUCGGCUAUUUCACUGGAGGUAUCGUCAGUGUAGCCGAGCUGUAUCCUCUCCUUUCGAAUGAAGGACAUCAUGAUCUAGCUUUGAAACUUGCUCUAUCUACGACCUAUCCAUCCUAUGGCUACAUGUUUCAUAAUGAUAUACAAAAUGCUACGACCACUUGGGAACAAUGGAAUACACUUCCAACCCAAGCAGGAUCAUCGUUGAAUCAUCACAUGUUCAACAGUAUCGGGGCAUGGUUCUAUCGGUAUUUAGCAGGAAUCGAGUUAAAUGCUCUUAGUACGAUCGCUAUUUAUCCACGUAUGUCCUAUGAUGGCGAUCUCUUGAAUCAUGUCACAGCGGAAGUGGUCACCAUCAAAGGAUCGGUUCGAGUAGAAUGGACGCGAAUAUCAAUCGAGUCGGUAGCAUUGUCGGUGGCCAUCCCGAAUAACAUGGAAGCCAUUGUGUCAUUUGACGCAUUGAUCAAAAAUGGUCGAUGUAUGGAACUCAUAUGUGAUGAUGAAGUAUUGUGGAUGAGAGAACAUGUGAAUGAUGAGUUGAGAAUGUUGAAAAACGUUCGCGGACUGAGUGAAUUGACCGAAAAUCAGUCGACAGGCACAAUGUCAAUUAGAGUAGCAUCCGGCAACUAUACAUUCAUUGCAAGUUGGCGAUAA
This is a messenger RNA of Rotaria sp. Silwood1, 2796 nucleotides long. The record is from the annotation of a GenBank genome assembly. Lineage: Eukaryota; Metazoa; Rotifera; Eurotatoria; Philodinida; Philodinidae.